CAUGUAUUUUGUUCUUGCAUGUUGGAACUUGGAAGGCCUAUAAAUAAACGCAAUGCCAUUUGUAUCUUCCACUCAAAAAAAUGGAGAGAAUUACUCAAGUGAUUCAACAAGAAGUUAUUUUCUUCCUUUGCAUUUUCCUUAUUUGCUUUGCUAUGAUUACAGAAUCAGCCCAACUGUAUGAUGAUUCAGAAGGAAGCCCCGCACCCAUUGAAACAAAGCAUCAUAAACACAAACAUGCAGGCUUCACCGGGGCUGAAUGCCCAGAUGCAUGCACAGUUAGAUGUUCAAAGACAGCAUACAAGAAGCCAUGCAUGUUCUUUUGCCAAAAAUGUUGUUUCAAGUGCAAAUGUGUACCUCCUGGAACUUAUGGUCAUAAAUCUGUCUGUCCUUGCUACGAUAAUUGGAAGACAAAGAGAGGUGGACCUAAAUGCCCUUGAGCUUUGUGAUUUUUCUACCUAGAACUAGAACUUUUUGGUUCAUAAAGUACCAAAGAAGAGAAUGGAGAUUUUUUUUUUUCCAUUUACUCGUCUUUUUACACAUAAUAAUCCGUUAGUUUGGAACUUUUGGCACAUUGAUAAAGUUUUGGGCUUAUGGCUAGGUCUACAAUGCUUUCAUGACGCAGAUAUUGGCAUCAUAUUGAACAGAAUAGUAGCCCAAGUUUUAAAGCCCAAUUCUAUUAUAUGGAUUUCAAGUUUGAGCCCACUUAUCGUUUUUCUGGAACAAUGUCCUUCGCUAGGGGUGGUCUUUAAUUUUUGGCCCUCAAAUUGGUGGUCUUUAACUUUUGGCCUUGGCUAAAAAUCCCUUGGUUUCGGGUUGAACCCCCGCUCAGUCAAACAUUUUAAAAUAAAUUCGCAAGGUAGUAUUUGGAUUCGCAAGGCAGAAUUUUGCGAAUCCAAACAUCUGCCUUGCGAUUUUUAUUUUUUUUUGUUUACUGAGCUGAGUUCGAAUCCACAACUUCGGGGUAUUAGACGAAGGGCAAAACUUAAAGACCACCCCAAAUGAAGGACAAUCCGCGGAAAAAAAUGGUUUUUCGGUUGUUACUAUUUGAAAUUUAGGAAUUUUUCAAUUUUUACACUACACAACGGGCCAACAAAAGCUACACAACAAAAAAUAAACUUUUUGCUUCUUACAAAUAUUAGCCAACUGUAUAAUCUUUGUAUAUAAUCAGAAAUAGUCUCUCUACCUCUCAAGAUAGGAAUAAGGUCUGCGUAUACUCUACCCCCCUCAGACCCCGCUUUGUGGGAUUUCACUAAUUAUAUUGUUGUAUAAUCUAUGAUAUAUAGAUUAUUAACCGAAAAUACACUUGUUAGUAUACAUGGAUGACAACUAAACGGUUACGAAUUUUUUCUUAGCCGUCUGGCUAAAAAAAAUUAAGAUACAUUUGAUUUAUGAGAAUCAAAUUAAUCCAAUUAUGAUUGUCUUUUAAGUAAAAGCUACUAAAAGUGUUUGAAUUUUUUU
Messenger RNA from Lycium ferocissimum, 1458 nucleotides. Its product is annotated as gibberellin-regulated protein 6-like. The record is from RefSeq and is a predicted model, not a curated record. NCBI's taxonomy places the organism in Eukaryota, Viridiplantae, Streptophyta, Magnoliopsida, Solanales, Solanaceae. The transcript has 4 exons. The coding region runs from base 81 to 437 and encodes 118 amino acids.